AUGAGGUUUCAUCCUACAGACUUGGAACUCGUUGAUUAUUUCCUUCACAACAAGGCCGAUGCCGAUGAGAAGGGUUGUUACUCCAGCUUAAUCUAUGAAUGUAACGAUUUUUAUGGUGAAAAAGAGCCGUGGGUUAUUUGGGACAUGUAUGGGGGUUCUACAUAUGAGGAAGGAGAACCCCUCUACUUCUACACCAAGCGCAUCAAACAGAAUAGUAAUGGCAAACGCUUUGCUCGGAAGGUAGGCUCCGGUACAUGGAGUGGAGAGUACUCGAAAGAGGUUCUUGCUGCCGAUGACGGUAAAACCAAAAUUGGGACAAUGAGGAACUUUCGCUACGAGAAGGGAUGUGAUUCUGGUCAAAACGGUGCAUGGCUCAUGCACGAGUACGAGAGUGAGUUCGAUAAGAACGGGGAAGAUGAUUAUGUAAUUUGCGUUUUGAGAAAAAAUCCAAGAAAAGCUCCAGCACUACUACAACCUGAUCAGAGAGAUAUUGAAAGUACAAAGAAGAGUAGUGUCAAUGACAAAAAGAGAAAGAGGAUGAAGUCGGACGACGUUGUUGAUCAUCAAGAUCAUCAACAGAGAAAGCUGGAAAAGCAACAAAAGGAUGAUCGUGAACUGAUAAAGAUCGAAGAGGAAGAAAGAAAGGAAGAGAGUUACGACGAACAAGGCCGUAGCAGUUGUACGCAGCUGCCCUAUCAUCAUGAUCAAGAUAAUAAUAUUGAUUAUCCUGAUAAUCAUAAUUUUUAUUUGGAUUAUUAUUUUCCAGAGCUCUUUGGCAAUAAUUACGAUGAUGGUGUCACUAUAGACGAACUCAUUGGACCAAUUUCAGAUGAUUCUGUAUACUACAAGUCCAUCCCAUUUCAGGAUCAGUUAUAUCACGGCGACGAUGACAGCUUCAACUUCGUAGAUUACUCGGAUGGAGGGGUGUCACAGCUGCCUAACGAUCAACACACUGUUGAUUACCUGGGGAAUAUCUAA
Rosa chinensis is the source of this 978-nucleotide messenger RNA. RefSeq names its product NAC transcription factor 29. Gene Ontology annotation, biological process: regulation of DNA-templated transcription. NCBI's taxonomy places the organism in Eukaryota, Viridiplantae, Streptophyta, Magnoliopsida, Rosales, Rosaceae. The coding region runs from base 1 to 978 and encodes 325 amino acids. Gene Ontology annotation, molecular function: DNA binding. The transcript has a single exon. The record is from RefSeq and is a predicted model, not a curated record.